Messenger RNA from Erinaceus europaeus (western European hedgehog), 1044 nucleotides. RefSeq names its product ATPase H+ transporting V1 subunit G1 (gene ATP6V1G1). Gene Ontology annotation, cellular component: vacuolar proton-transporting V-type ATPase complex. NCBI's taxonomy places the organism in Eukaryota, Metazoa, Chordata, Mammalia, Eulipotyphla, Erinaceidae. The coding region runs from base 79 to 435 and encodes 118 amino acids. Gene Ontology annotation, molecular function: proton-transporting ATPase activity, rotational mechanism. Gene Ontology annotation, biological process: proton transmembrane transport. The transcript has 3 exons. The record is from RefSeq and is a predicted model, not a curated record.
GCGGCGCGGUCAGCUGAUCUAGGGGGAGCGAUUCUGCCGUUUUAGGCCGCAGGUGUAGGCCUCGGAGUCGCCGCCGCCAUGGCCAGCCAGUCACAGGGUAUCCAGCAGCUGUUGCAGGCCGAGAAGCGGGCCGCAGAGAAGGUUUCGGAAGCUCGCAAGCGAAAGAACCGGAGACUGAAGCAGGCCAAAGAAGAAGCUCAAGCUGAAAUUGAACAGUACCGCCUGCAGAGAGAGAAGGAAUUCAAGGCCAAGGAAGCUGCGGCUCUGGGAUCUCAUGGCAGCUGCAGCACUGAAGUAGAGAAGGAGACUCAGGAGAAGAUGACCAUCCUCCAGACCUACUUCCGGCAGAACAGGGAUGAAGUGCUGGAUAACCUCUUGGCCUUUGUUUGUGACAUCCGGCCAGAAAUCCAUGAAAACUAUCGCAUUAAUGGAUAAAGGAAAAAGACUUGUUCAUAGAUUGGUGUUUUAGAUGCCUUUGUGGAAUAAGAUGUUUUAGCUAAGCUUGAAUUUAGUCUUAUGAAAAGGCAUUAAAUUAUUUCUGUAUAUUAUAUAGUAGAUCUCAUUACUUUUUGAAUAACAAAUCUAGCUUCUCUGUACAAACUUAGAAUUUAUCCAAAGAUUUCAUCUUUUUAUCUUGUAUUUCUUAGAAACUUAAAGGGUAUAUACUGCUUUCUUAUGCCUUUUAGCUCAAGCAGCAUCUAUAUCAAUAUUGACUUUUUUAUUUUUUAGAUGUAGAAAAAAAAUCCAUUCUUUUUAAAGAAAGAAAGGGAUUAAGUAAUUUUUCCCUAAAACUUUCUUGAAGGUCAGGGGCUUUAUCUAUGAAAAAAGUAGUAAAUAGUUAUUUCUAGCCUGUGUUAAAUAGCAGCCAGUCUUAAAAUAGUCCUUUUCAGCUAAGGAGUAGAAUAAUGAAUACUAGCAUAAUUCUUUGGGCUGCUUUUAGUUUCUUUUAGUCAAAAUUAUGAGAUGAUAGAAUUCAAGAAUUUGUUAUGUGUUAUUACUUGGUGUAUUGAUAAUCAUUUAAAAGUAAAGGUGCUUUGUCAUGGA